AUAUAUACUUUUUUAUGCAAUAUUAUUUUCUGUUUACAAUAAUAAGUUGAUGGUCUAUUUUCUUUGGAACGUAGUGACAACUUCUUAAAUACUCAAGCGAACCCUCGUGCUAAUGUUAUCAUUUAGAUAUUAGAAUAAUGAAUGCGUCUUCGCUAUCAGCCGUAUGCCGCGGUAGAAGAACCCCAUCUCCAGAUAUCCUUCGAAUAAGCAACGAAGAAGACGGCGAAAUUAAGGAAAUGAUAAGGAGAAAAUCUCAAGCAAAUGGUGCUUCAAAUCAAAAUAAUGAUCAUGAAGAUAUUACUAUUCGACCUACUGCGUUUGGUACUUUCUAUCUUGAAAAGGAGCAAAGUUUACGUUUUAGACUUCGAUAUUUCUUUAUGAAUCCAUGUCAAAAAUAUAGGGCAAAAGGCAUUGUACAAUGGAAAUUAUUCUUUCAAGUCUUAAAAAUUAUUCUUGUUACUAUUCAACUGGUACUUUUAGGAGUUAACGUUUCUGCCCAUGUAGAAUUUAUAGAAAGAACAAAUACGGCUUUUCAGCAUUUAUUCUUAAAAAAUUGGACUGCAUCAUUAGAGACUAUGCCAUAUCCUCCUACCGCAGGAUAUUUUUCAGUUUAUACUAAACCUGAAUUAUACGCCAGCAUUAAUUACGUUUUGGAGCGAUAUAAUAAUACAGAGGAAUUAGCCAUAGGUGUUUUUCAACUCUUCAGACAAGAUGAUAAUAGAAGAAAAAUCUAUCCCGUGGACAUGUACGUUACACGAUAUGAAAUGGGGAAAAUAUUUCCGAAUAAUCAAAGUUAUGAAUUCAAUAAUAGACGAAUUACUGAAAAAAUAGAAUUAGAUUGGAUAGAAGAAGGGGGAAAAAGGGUAUUUGAUGUUGAAAAAUUCCUCUCAAUGCAGAACAAGUCACUACACUUUGAUAGAGUAAUUUUAAUUAAACUUAAAUUCGCUUUAUGGACUGUACAUUUGAAAACGAAGAGUAAAUUCGAUACGCCUGAUUGUAUACGAUUUGACGUGCAAAUUUCUUACGACAAUGCAGGCCAUAACGGUCAAGUACAAAUUGAUUUAGAAUCAGAACUACAGAUAUUUGAUGACUGCAAAGGGAAAACCAUUUUUUCUGGUACAAAAAAUACAACUAUAGUAUUAUUGCCUUAA
This is a messenger RNA of Dimorphilus gyrociliatus, 1151 nucleotides long. The record is from the annotation of a GenBank genome assembly. Lineage: Eukaryota; Metazoa; Annelida; Polychaeta; Dinophilidae.